GGAGGGCGGAGCAAGCGGAGUCAUAAAGCCAAAAUACUGAGAACGAAAGUGAAAGUGGCUCUGAGUCUGCAGCUCAACUCGGUGCAACGCGGACACGAUCGCAGUAGGCUACAGGCGUGAUGGACCCUGAUCCAGAUGGGAAGAAGAAUAGGAGCAGAGACUCCAAAGGGGGCGUGUCUUCAUCUGACACUGACAGUGUCCAGCAGGGGGCGUCAGACACAGAGUCCAAGAGGCCAGAUGGGACCCGGGUCAGAGGACAGAGGGACUCUACUGCAGGACACAGAUGGACACCAGAGGAGGCAGAGGUCCAUGAGAAACAUCGAUCAACACUGAAGAGCAAGUUUCAGCAUCUGAAUGAGGGAGUACCUAAUCAGGGAGAAACCAGACUCCUCCAUGAGAUCUACACAGACCUCUACAUCAUAGAGGGGGAAAGAGGAGGGGUCAAUGAUGAACAUGAGGUCAGACAGAUAGAGAGAGCAUCCUGGAGAGAAGCAGCACAAAGCAGGCCAAUCAAAUGCAGUGACCUCUUUAAACCCUUCUCUGGACAUCACAAACCCAUCAGAACAGUGCUGACAAAAGGAGUGGCUGGCAUUGGGAAAACAGUCUCUGUGCAGAAGUUCAUCCUGGACUGGACUGAAGGAGAAACCAAUCAGGAUGUCCACUUCAUAUUUCCUCUUCCUUUCCGAGAGUUGAACCUGAUGAUGGACAAGCAGCUUAGUCUGGUGGAGCUUCUUCAACACUUUUUCCCAGAAAUAAAAGAUUUGAAAAUCCUCACCAACUCAAAGCACAAAGUCAUGUUCAUCUUUGAUGGUCUUGAUGAGUGUCGACUUCCUCUAGAUUUCCGUUCCAACCUGAGUUGUUGUGAUGUGACAGAGCCAGUUUCAGUGAAUGUACUGCUGACAAACCUUAUCAAGAGAAAUCUGCUUCCCUCUGCUCUUCUCUGGAUUACCACCCGACCAGCAGCAGCCAGUCAGAUCCCUCCUGAAUAUGUGGAUCAGGUGACCGAAAUAAGGGGAUUCAAUGGCCCACGGAAAGAGGAGUACUUCAAGAAGUACUUUAAAACAAGAACCAGUGAUGAGAACCUGGCCAGCAGAACCAUCACACACCUGAAGUCAUCCAGGAGCCUCUACAUCAUGUGCCACAUUCCAGUCUUUUGCUGGAUUUCAGCCACUGUGGUAGAGAGAGCAUCAUUUGAAUCAGAAAAAGUAGGAAUGCCUAGAACUCUCACUCAAAUGUACACUCACUUCCUGAUCAUUCAGACAAGCAUAACAAAUGUCAAGUACACAGAGAGAAAAGAGACAGAUGAAGAGAUAGUUUUCAAACUGGCGAAGAUGGCUUUCCAGCAGCUGGAGAAGGGUAAUCUGAUCUUCUAUGAGGAAGACCUGAGAGAAUGUGGCAUUAAUGUUGCAGAAGCAUCAGUGUACUCAGGAGUGUGUACUCAGAUCUUCAGAGAGGAGUAUGGGCUGUACCAGGGGAAGGUGUUCAGCUUUGUGCAUCUAAGCAUUCAAGAGUUUCUUGCAGCUGUUUAUGUGUUCCUCUGCUUCAGACACACAGAGAGAAGCAUGUCUGACCAACAGCAAACCUCUCAGCUCUCUGCUCUGUUCAGAGCUGCAACACUGCAUGAUCUACACAAGACUGCAGUGAACCUGGCCUUACAGAGUGAGAACGGACAUCUGGACCUUUUCCUCCGCUUCCUUUUGGGCCUCUCACUGGAGUCCAAUCAGGAACUCUUAAUGCACCUACUGACACAGACAAGAAGUCAACCACAGAGCUAUGAACAAACAGUCCAGUAUAUCAAACAGAAGAUCAGAGAUGAAGAUGAUUCAGACAGAAAGAUCAAUCUGUUCUACUGUCUGAAUGAGCUGAACCACCAUGCUGUAGUGGAGGUGAUUGACAAGAGCUCUGGAACUCUGUCUGUAGACACACUCCUACCAGGAAAGUGGGAGACUAGCAGAUUUGAGUUUAAGAUUCCAGAGGAGCAGCUGGAUGAGUUUGACCUGCAGAAGUACAUAAAGACACCAGAGACUGAUGAGACUGAACUCCUCAGUCCAGAUGAAGUUCUUCAGAGGCUGCUUCCAGUGGUCACAUCAGCACGGCUGAGUAAGUGUUCCCUCACAGAGAAGAGCUGUGCUGCGAUAGCGUCAGCUGCCAGAUCAAACUCCUGCAGUUUGAAGGAGCUGAACCUGCGUAACAAUAAGCUUCAUGAUGCAGGAGUUCAGCAUAUCUCAGAGCUCCUCAAGAAUCCCCACUGCAAACUGGAGACACUAGAGCUGGAUUAUUGUUCCCUCACAGAGAAGAGCUGUGCUGCGAUAGCGUCAGCUGCCAGAUCAAACUCCUGCAGUUUGAAGGAGCUGAACCUGAGUCACAAUAAGCCUCAUGAUGCAGGAGUUCAGCAUCUCUCAGAGCUCCUCAAGAAUCCCCACUGCAAACUGGAGAAACUAGAGCUGAGCAGUUGUUCCCUCACAGAGAAGAGCUGUGCUGUGAUAGCGUCAGCUGCCAGAUCAAACUCCUGCAGUUUGAAGGAGCUGGACCUGAGUGACAAUUAUCUUCAUGAUGCAGGAGUUCAGCAUCUCUCAGAGCUCCUCAAGAAUCCCCACUGCAAACUGGAGAAACUAAAGCUGGUUUAUUGUUCCCUCACAGAGAAGAGCUGUGCUGUGAUAGCGUCAGCUGCCAGAUCAAACUCCUGCAGUUUGAAGGAGCUGGACCUGAGUUACAAUAAGCUUCAUGAUGCAGGAGUUCAGCAUCUCUCAGAGCUCCUCAAGAAUCCCCACUGCAAACUGGAGAAACUAGUGCUGAUUGGUUGUUCCCUCACAGAGAAGAGCUGUGCUGUGAUAGCGUCAGCUGUCAGAUCAAACUCCUGCAGUUUGAAGGAGCUGAACCUGAGUUACAAUAAGCUUCAUGAUGCAGGAGUUCAGCAUCUCUCAGAGCUCCUCAAGAAUCCCCACUGCAAACUGGAGACACUAGAGCUGGGUGGUUGUUCCCUCACAGAGAAGAGCUGUGCUGCGAUAGCGUCAGCUGCCACAUCAAACUCCUGCAGUUUGAAGGAGCUGAACCUGAGUGACAAUGAGCUUCAUGAUGCAGGAGUUCAGCAUCUCUCAGAGCUCCUCAAGAAUCCCCACUGCAAACUGGAGAAACUAGAAGUGACUGGUCGUACCUUCCUAAAGGAGAGUCCAGCAGCAGCAGCAGCCUCUGCUAGCAGCUCCCACUCAGAUGCUGCAGAGCUGCACCUCAGAGACAAAGUCCAGCAGGACCCAGGAGCACAGCUGCUCUCUCUGGACACUCACACGGAGGAUCACCACAUGGAUGCCCCUCAGCGGAGCUGUGAAUCCUGUGCUGAAGUUCCAGACUCCAGCCACUGGGUCCUGGUGAAGCCUGAAGUCUCCACAGAGGAGAGCGUCUCCAUCUACAGCCUGAGUUCUCCUGCAGGGAGCUAUGAGUGCCCAGAGUCUGGUCUGCGCUGGACGUGUGCUGGUCCAGUCACCCUGCAGUACCGCUUCAUAGACUGGCAUCUCUUGGCUGAUGAGCUGCCCCAUAUGCAGUACAGACCAGCUGGACCUUCAAUGGACAUUAAAGUCAUCUCAGGAGAGCUGGAGGAGAUCCACCUGCCACAUUUCCUCUGUUUGGGAGGUAGCCCGUCUUCCCUGAAGGAUGCUGUGGAGGUUCUGCAUAAGCAGGACAGUGGAGUGUUGAUAGAGAAGUGUGAGCUGAGUCGCUUCCAUGCCAAGCUUGUGAACCCCUCCUUCUCUCUUCUUGGGCCCUUCUACUCUUUGGUGUCUCUCUUUCGCCCAGGGAAGGGGGAAGAGAGAGAGAAACAGCUGAAGAUCCAUGCAGAUGUUCAGGUCUAUCAGAGCAGCACAGUGCCCCUCACUUUCCGCACGUACCUUCUGCCAGAGGAUGCCCAGCUCAGGAAGUUAUUGGAGGACCAGGAGGAAUCAUACCGAGGUCACAACCUCAAGAAGCCCCGGCCUGUGAGACCUCUUCAGAUGCACGAGUUCUAUGCUUUGCAGACUGACUGCAACUCCAUGAUUAACCCAGUAGAUCUGGAUCUCAGAUACAGCUCCAUUGCUCCCAACUUCUUUGAGGUGUCCAUAAGUGAAGCGUCUGAUUUCAGCAUGGAGCUCCUCAGCUGUGCAGACCAACAGAGAAUCUGGCUUGCAGGGGUCAAGAAAACAGAGUGCCGCUUGGACAAUCCCCACCAGAGCAGUGACAGCUCAUCGGCUGCAAAAUUCCUCAGAAGGCACCGGUCAAAUCUGGUCCAGAGGGUGAAGAAUGUGAUGCCGAUAGCCGAUGAGAUGUUCUCCCAAGGUCACGUCAGAGAAGAAGAUUACGCAAACAUCAGGGUGGCAACCCCAGAGCAGGAGAAGAUGAGGCGGAUGCUGGAUUGUUGCAGCACUUCAGCACAGGGGGCGCUACUCAAUAUCCUUCAGAGGGAAUGCCCUGACCUGAUGGAAGAGUUGGGACAACCAGCAGUAGGACUGUAGGAUAUCCUAGAUGGGAACGCCCUGACCUGAUGGAAGAGUUGGGACAACCAGCAGUAGGACUGUAGGAUAUCCUAGAUGGGAACGCCCUGACCUGAUGGAAGAGUUAGGACAACCAGCAGUAGGACUGUAGGAUAUCCUAGAUGGGAACGAUGUUGUUAAUUACUUUUGAACUGUAGGAUAUCCUUGAUGGGAACAGUGUUGUUAAUUACUUUUGAACUGUAGGAUAUCCUUGAUGGGAACGGUGUUGUUAAGAGUCAUUGCACGAGAAAACCAGGCAGAACAAGCAGGAGGUGGGAAG
This is a messenger RNA of Sardina pilchardus (European sardine), 4779 nucleotides long. Its product is annotated as NACHT, LRR and PYD domains-containing protein 3-like. Gene Ontology annotation, biological process: regulation of apoptotic process; intracellular signal transduction. The coding region runs from base 120 to 4481 and encodes 1453 amino acids. Gene Ontology annotation, molecular function: protein binding. The transcript has 12 exons. NCBI's taxonomy places the organism in Eukaryota, Metazoa, Chordata, Actinopteri, Clupeiformes, Clupeidae. The record is from RefSeq and is a predicted model, not a curated record.